AUGCAUGACGAUGACCUUCCCAUAGCGCUUCGGCGCACGCGUCGGAGCGUAGGAGGAGCUGCGGCGGUUCAAAACACCUCAGUUGAAGCAUUGCCGGCAUCGACACCGCAUAGGGCAUCUAAACGAAAGGUCCGAUUCUCCGACCCAGGCCUAGCAGCAACGCCACGAACAACAUCUCGCACGGCGUCGUCCACGGGCCUGACACCCAUGGUCCGUCGGGCGACUCUGAACCGCGGAACACCAACUAGUAGGGUCCGACGCCACUCCGCACCGGUACCUCGUACUCCGUCCGGCAGCGGCGCAGCCCCGUUUGAGGUCCCGUACUGCGGCGAGGUUCACUUUCUUCCUCUGCGCCAAGUCCUCGACGGUCGCGUACAACGCCGCAUAAGGCGUAAUGGGCUAAGCGAAGAGAUGAACACCAUCUCCAGUGAGAAACGCCGCCGCGCAAAGGACACCAAGGCUGAAAUCGACAGACUCAAAGCGCAGCUCAAGGAAAGGGAUGCCGAAAUUUACGAGCUACAGAAUGCGACCAUUGUGCUUGACACGGAUCGUAUAUGGGAGCUUGAGCGAGAAGUGGAAUCUUUGAAAGAAGAACUCUCUAGCCGUGCAGGUGUGCGAGAGAGGACUUGCUACGAAUGGACUUUGGCAGCCCGGGAUCCGUUUGCGGAUGAUUUCAUGGAGACCGACACCGUUGAGGCAGAAUCUAUUGCCGGCGAGAGGAUAGUAGGCGAUGAAACGGCUUUCGGAGAUGCGACAAUGGCGGAUUUUGUAUGCAGCACACCCUCGAGAGUCAGGUCAUCGUUCCUUACGCCGCCCCUUACGAGUCCUGUUGCCGAGGCUCCGAUGACCCCGUCUUCCCACAGGAGCACGAGAACCCUUAACCCAUCUGCGCAAAUCGGCGUUCAAACAUCAUUCCCUGAUCUUGAGAAGGAAUCAUUGCAGCAGGAGCUCACAUCUCUCCGUCUUGAAAUGUCCAAACUUACCAGCACUCUCGAAUCAUACAACUCCCUGACGGCUCGUAUCUCUGACCGUCUAUCUUCAUUCACCCCAUCCAAGACCCCAGAAACCCCAUCAGACCCGCUAGAAACCAUCGAAGGGCAGGUCAACAAUCUCUUGCAGACAGUCUCAGAUCGUACGGCAGCGUUGCUGGACUUGAACAGCUCCCUAAGCGGCCUUGGGUUCUCUGGUUCCGACGCGAGCGAAAUCAUCACCUCGCUUGCUGCCUCUCUCCGCACGGCACGGUUGGAACUGGAGUAUCUCACCCCAGGCGAGAUCACCCUCCCUCUGUCCUCCCACGGUGCCGAAGUGUUAGAUCUUCUUCUCACACGCCUCCGCGACCUUGCGAAGCGAGCCCGGGAAGACGAGGCUUCCAUCGAUGAGUACCACCAACUCGAGCUUUCCCUCCGCCAGCAGCUCGGCGCAAGGGUGGCGGCGAUGGACGGCCUCAACGAAGAGCUCACCCGCGCCAAAGCACAGCUCCAGCAGAAGGAUGCUACGGUAAAAGAGCUGGAAGUCAGCGUUGACAGACUCAAGGGUGCCGUGAACGGUUACAUCCGUGACGUGAUGGAGCUUGAAUCCAUUGUCAGCAGAACGGAGAGCGAGAACAGAGACGCAAUGGCUACCAAGGAUGCUCAAAUUGAAGUCGGAAGACGGGUUUUGCGGAGCAAGGAAGACAUGAUCGCCCAAUUAGAAGGCAAGCUCGCUGACUCCAUUGUACAAACGAAAUCCCUCCGCCGAAGACUCGAUGAGAGCGAGGAAACCAGGACGAAAGAAGCUGCCUCCCUGAACCGCCGCAGUGGACAAGCUCUUGCACUUCGGGACGCACGAGUGGCUGAGUUAAGGGAAGAGAUCGAGCGGGUCAAUGAGAGCUUGAGGGCUGCACACGAGGGAAUGAAGAACUUGAGGAUCGAGAAGAAGGGGUUGGAGGGAAAGCUGGCGGAGGAGAGAGAGAGCGCGAAGAGGGUCAUUGACCAAAUGAAAGAAGAGCUCGAAAGGGUUGUUAGCAUGAGUCGGGACUUCCUGGCGGAGCCGGUUGAGGAGGCGGGCUCUACAACGCCGAAAACAAGCCCUCCCAAAAGGAGGGCGAUCGGCAUCGAACCCUACACAGAGAGCAUCCCUGAGUCGCCGCUUGCGGAGGGUACGGUGGUGCAGAAAGGAUUGCUUUCGGGAGAGAUGGCCAGAAGAUCUUUUGGAAGGAAGAGGAGGAGAUAUGACAGUGGACUUGGUUUUCUGGAUGAGGACGAGGUUGAUGCAUGA
Molecule: messenger RNA, 2256 nt
Organism: Colletotrichum truncatum
Lineage: Eukaryota; Fungi; Ascomycota; Sordariomycetes; Glomerellales; Glomerellaceae
Source: RefSeq, a predicted model, not a curated record